AUGUCUUCUACUAAACAAAAAUCUGUCAGAUUUCCGAAUGACCAUGACAUUGCAAAAUCUGGAUCAUACAAGCCGGCAAAAUUCCUUAAAUCUUUCUCUAUGAACAAUGACGAACAAGCGUCUGAUUCAAAGUCCGAGAAAGCAGAAAUAGAGCCAAAAAUGAAGAUGUUCCGAAAGAAAAAGCUUUCAAGAGUAUUUUCAGAGGACUAUGAGGGUGUUCAAAGGAAGAUAUUAGAUCCUCGAGGACGUCCCAUAAACAUAUGGAACAAGUGUUUCUUAAUUGCUUGUCUUACAUCUCUAUUUGUUGAUCCACUCUUCUUCUAUUUACCAAGUGUUAACGACGAAAUCUGCAUGGAUGCAAGUUAUCCUAUGGAGAUAGUCCUUACAAUCGUUCGAUCAGUAAUAGAUGCAUUUUAUUUGGUACAGAUUUUAGUUCAGUUUCGAACAGCUUAUGUUGCACCUUCCUCUCGCGUUUUUGGUAGAGGAGAGCUAGUCAUUGAUUCUUCAAAGAUCGCUUCAAGGUAUCUUCGGAAGGAUUUUUGGCUUGAUCUCUUGGCUACUCUUCCUCUUCCUCAGGUUUUGAUUUGGGCUGCAAUCCCAUCUUUGAGAGGUUCGAAUAGGAUUGGUGCAAAACACGCCUUGCGCUUUACUAUCAUUUCUCAGUUUCUGUUGAGGUUAUGCCUGAUUUUUCCACUUUCAUCUCACAUUAUCAAGACUAAUGGUGUAAUGGUGGAAGCUGCAUGGGCUGGAGCGGUUUAUAACCUUGUGCUCUUCAUGCUCGCAAGUCAUGUUAUGGGUUCUUGCUGGUACCUUUUUGCUGUAGAACGACAAGAACAGUGUUGGAAAAAGGUUUGUGAUCAACAGCAACCGGAUUGCCAGUAUUGGUAUUUUGACUGUCAUUGGAAAGAUUUUACUAGUAGAAUCGCCUGGUAUGAACGGAGCAAUAUAUCUACAUUAUGCGGUCCUAGCAGCGACUUCUUCCAAUUCGGAAUCUUUAAUGAUGCACUGACUUUUAGAGUUACACAAUCAUCAUUCUUGAACAAAUAUGCUUACUGUUUUUGGUGGGGUUUAAGGAACCUAAGCUCUCUUGGGCAGAAUCUUGUGACUACUACUGACAUUAAUGAAAUUAAUUUUGCUGUUGUUCUUGCAAUUCUGGGAUUAUUGCUCUUUGCUUUACUUAUUGGGAAUAUGCAGACUUUUCUUCAAUCAACUACUAUGAGACUUGAAGAAUGGAGGAUCAAAAGGACAGAUACAGAAGAAUGGAUGCAUCAUCGCCAACUCCCCCACGAUCUUAAGGAAAGGGUGCGCAAAUAUGACUUGUAUAGGUGGGUGACAACGCGAGGCGUUGAUGAAGAAGCCAUUGUCAAAAGCCUUCCCGUGGAUCUCAGAAGGGACAUCAAGCGUCAUCUUUGUCUUGAUCUAGUUCGUCGAGUUCCUCUAUUUGAUCAAAUGGAUGAGUGUAUCUUGGAUGCAAUAUGCGAAAGGUUGAAACCGCUUCUAUAUACAUCAGGAACUUGCCUUGUUCGCGAAGCUGAUCCUGUGAACGAAAUGCACUUCAUUAUAAGAGGCCAUUUGGAUUCUUACACUACUGAUGGAGGGAGAACAGGUUUUUUCAAUUCAUGUCAACUAGGUCCGUGCGAUUUCUGUGGUGAAGAACUACUGACAUGGGCGUUACACCCUCGUCCGAGCAUCAUCCUCCCGUCCUCUACACGUACAGUGACAACGAUCACUGAAGUAGAAGUAUUUGCACUCACUGCAGAGGAUGUAAAAUUUGUGGCAUCACAGUUCCGGAAGCUGCAUAGCAAGCAACUCAGGCAGACGUUCAGGUUUUACUCGAACCAAUGGAGGACUUGGGCUGCAUGUUUCAUACAAGCAGCGUGGUUUCGCUACAAGAGGAGGAAAGAGGCUGCUCUACUUAAAGCUAAGCAGAGCCCCGCGGCUGCUCCUACUGAACUACGCGAUGAAAGAAGAAGUGUAUCCUUGGGACAAAAGGCUUCAGAAUUUGCUGUAUAUGCUGCAACAUUGGCAGCAAGCAAAAGAAAAGGCGGAAGCAUGAGGGGAGAACUAGAAAUCAUUAGUUCAUUACAAAAACCAGUAGAACCUGAUUUUUCAGUUGAGGAUAGAUGA
Nicotiana tabacum (common tobacco) is the source of this 2127-nucleotide messenger RNA. Its product is annotated as protein CNGC15b-like. Gene Ontology annotation, biological process: potassium ion transport; transmembrane transport. Gene Ontology annotation, cellular component: membrane. Lineage: Eukaryota; Viridiplantae; Streptophyta; Magnoliopsida; Solanales; Solanaceae. The record is from RefSeq and is a predicted model, not a curated record. Gene Ontology annotation, molecular function: voltage-gated potassium channel activity.